AUGUAUCUUCUUUCUCUCCUCCUGCCAGUCUUUCUUCUAUUACCCAGAGCUGAAGCUGGGGAGAUCAUUGGAGGCAAUGAAUGCACGCCACACUCCCGCCCCUACAUGGCCUACUUGGAAAUUGUCACUCCCGAGGGUCACCUGAUCAGCUGUGGAGGUUUCCUGAUAAGACGGAACUUUGUUCUGACAGCUGCUCACUGUUCAGGAAGCUCUAUAACAGCGAUCCUUGGAGCACAUAACAUAAAAGAAAAGCAAGACACAUGGCAGAUGCACAAGGUCAUAAAACAAUUUCCUCAUCCAAAAUACAACGGCUUUACUGUUCAAAAUGACAUCAUGUUACUAAAGUUAAAGGACAAAGCCAACUUGACCCUGGCCGUGGGAACACUCCCCAUCCCAUCCCAGUCCAACUCUGACCCAGUGGGAAGAGUGUGCCGGGUGACAGGCUGGGGAAGAACAGGAGUGAUGGAACCAUCGUCAGAUAUUUUGCGGGAGGUGAAGCAGAGGCUCAUGGAUCCCCAGGCCUGCAAACGCUAUCCAGAUUUUGACCCCAAAUCCCAGCUCUGUGUGGGCAACCCCAAGAAGAUAAACUCUGCAUACAAGGGAGAUUCAGGGGGCCCUCUUCUAUGUGCUGGAGUGGCCCAAGGCAUUGUUUCCUAUGGACGAGGGGAUGCCAAACCUCCCGCAGUCUUCACCCGAAUCUCGUAUUUCCGGUCUUGGAUCAACAAAGUCCUGAAGGAGAAUUAA
Molecule: messenger RNA, 744 nt
Organism: Elephantulus edwardii (Cape elephant shrew)
Lineage: Eukaryota; Metazoa; Chordata; Mammalia; Macroscelidea; Macroscelididae
Gene: CMA1
Product: chymase 1, mast cell
Exons: 5
Coding region: 1-744 (247 amino acids)
Biological process (GO): proteolysis
Cellular component (GO): cytoplasm; intracellular membrane-bounded organelle
Molecular function (GO): serine-type endopeptidase activity
Source: RefSeq, a predicted model, not a curated record